AUGGAGCGAGUGUCUGGGCUGCUCUCAUGGACGCUGAGCUGGGUGUUAUGGCUCUCAGGCUUUUCUGAGCAGGGAGCUGCCCAGCAGCCCCACAUCACGAAAGAGAAAGUUCUAGAGGUUUAUGAUUUGAUUCUAACUAUCCAGGACCCAGAAAAGCCCAAUACUUUAGAAGAACUAGAAGUGGUAAUGGAGAGUUGUGUGGAGGUUCAGGAAAUAAAUGAAGAAGACUAUUUGGUUAUUAUCAAGUUCACACCAACAGUACCUCAUUGCUCUUUGGCAACUCUUAUAGUUGGAAAUCUACAUUUCUGAAGGAACUCACUCAAAAGAAGAAGAUAUAAACAAGCAGAUAAAUGACAAAGAGCGAGUGACAGCUGCAAUGGAGAACCCCA
Cricetulus griseus (Chinese hamster) is the source of this 389-nucleotide messenger RNA. Lineage: Eukaryota; Metazoa; Chordata; Mammalia; Rodentia; Cricetidae. The record is from RefSeq and is a predicted model, not a curated record.